CAGAAACUACCUUCCCCCCCUCAGAGUCCCGAACAUGGCUGAAGCUUCCUAUCUUUCUCUCUCUAAAACUCUCUCUCUCUAAAACUCAAAGCUUAAAAAAAAAAAAAAAAAAAAAAAAAGGAAUAAUAUCUGAAACGCUUGCUUUAUUUUUUUUGUGUUGGUAUUGAUCUUUGGUUAUGUGUUGCUUAUGAUUGAAGCAUUGAAUCGAGUGUGAUCUGAAAGCGUGCGUGAAAUGUGCGUUCCGAGAAGGAUUGGAAACCCUAGAAGACUUAGAGAGAGUUUCUUCGUCUACGCCUCUCAUCGAUGAAGCACUUUCGUCGAUGCGUGAGGAGUUUCCUCCUCCUUCUGCUCUGUGUUUCCGUCUUAAUUCCAAUCAUUUUCGUCACCAUCAAGCUCAAGCACCUAUCUCCCAUCGGACAGAAAGAAUUUGUUGAGGAUUUAUCUGCUAUUAAAUAUAGGACUGAUGCUGCUUUGAGACAUAAUGCGAUCAAGCAGGAAGCUCGUGAAGACUUGAAAGGGCCGAAACAAGUUAUUUAUGAAGAUAGGGUAGUUAAUUAUAGUGCUAAUGAGGAUAGCGAGACUGAGGAAUCUGAAAAUGACGGAGACAUCACUGACCUUUUGGAGAGAAAUGAAACUAAUCAUGAAAGAGAAGAAGCUCAGCAGUUUCACCAAAGAGAAAUAUCAUCAAUGGCUGGGGAGAAGGGGCAAUCUCAUCAAACAACAGUUGAACGUGAUCAUAAUGCACACUCUCAGUAUAGGAGAAUGAUUGAUAAGAAGAUUAAAGAGGUGAAAGAUGGGCAUUCUAAUCAAACAAGAGUCUGGCCUGAUCAUAGUUUACGCUCCCAAUCGUAUAAAGUGACAGACGUGAAUAUUGCAAAGAUGAAAGAUCUAAUGAUUAGAGCCAAAGUAUACUUGAACUUUGCACCACCAGACAGCAAGUCCCGUUUAGUGAAAGAUUUGAAACAGCGGAUCAGAGAGGUGGGACGAGCACUUAGUCAAGCCACCAAGGAUUCACGUUUGUCUGAAAGUUCUGUGCAGAAACUGGAAAAGAUGGAGGCUACAUUGUCUAAAGCUAGCCUUGUCUACCCAGACUGUUCUGCUAUGGUCAGUAAGCUUCGAGCUAUGACACAAAAUACUGAAGAGCUUGUACGGGCACAGAAAAAUCAAGCAACAUAUCUUGUUCGCCUUGCUGGAAGGACCACUCCCAAGGGCCUUCACUGCCUUUCUAUGCAGCUGACUGCUGAAUACUUCGCCCUGCAGCCUGAGGAGAGACAGCUCCCUAACCAACAAAAGUUGCAAGAUGCAGAGCUGUAUCAUUAUGCUGUCUUCUCUGACAAUGUUCUUGCUUGUGCAGUUGUUGUGAACUCCACCAUCUCUGCUGCCAUGGAGUCAGAGAAAAUUGUUUUUCAUGUGGUCGCUGAUUCUCUUAAUUUUCCAGCAAUCUCAAUGUGGUUCUUAUUGAAUCCCCCUGGCAAAGCCACCAUCCAGAUCCAGAGCAUAGACGAUUUUGAAUGGUUGUCCACAAAGUAUAAUAUAACAUUGAAGAAGCAAAGUUCCAGUGACCCAAGAUAUGGCUCUGAACUGAACCACCUUCGUUUCUAUCUGCCAGAUGUCUUUCCCGCACUGGAUAAGAUUGUGCUUUUAGACCAUGAUGUGGUGGUGCAAGGGGAUCUAACAGAGCUAUGGAGUGUUAAUAUGAAGGGGAAAGUAAAUGGUGCAGUUGAGACUUGUAAUGAAAGUGAAGCCUUGUUGCGUCGGAUGGAUAUGCUCAUCAACUUCUCAGACCCUCUUGUUUCAAAGAGUUUCAAUGUCAAUGCAUGUACUUGGGCAUUUGGGAUGAAUUUGUUUGAUCUACAAGAGUGGAGACGAAAAAAUUUAAAUUCUGUCUACCAUAAGUACUUGCAGUUGGGUAAUGAGAGGUCAUUGUGGCAGGCUGGGAGUCUGCCCUUAGGUUGGAUUACCUUCUAUAACCAGACAAUGGCUUUGGACAGGCGAUGGCAUGUCCUAGGGCUUGGUUAUGACUCAGCUGUUAGACGAGCUGACAUUGAACAGGCAGCAGUGAUACACUACGAUGGAGUUACGAAGCCAUGGUUGGAUAUUGCAAUUCGGAGGUACAAGGGCUAUUGGACCAAAUAUGUCAAGUAUGACCACCCUUACUUGCAACAGUGCAAUAUCCAAGAGUAGGCGAAAUAAUGCUCGACUCAGUGGUAUAAACUGACAGAUGCAGAUGCACCCAAUUGCUUCUUGUUCUUGGAUCUGCAUGUGUUCACUUGAUUCUUUCUCUUUAGCGAUUCUUCAUGUAAAGUCCAACUCAUUUUUUGCCAAAAUUUGCCGGCCGCAAGCUUCUAGGAGUUUUUUGAGUCAAUUUAUAGCAAUAUUCUGAAGUGAAAUAAGAGUCCCUGGGGGAUUUUGUAAUGGUGGUUAGUUCUUGCAUGUACAUAACUCAAUUGAGAUACUUCACUUGAUUUCAAACACCUUACACUUCCAAAUUCCAAUAGACACUUACUUUGCGACCUUCUUUUCUUCUUCUUCACAAGUUAUGCUUUGGUACUUUUUUUUUUUUUACGUCAUCAAUUAGUUUACUUAUUGAUUGAACUAACAAUCUUUACGAGCCUAAUCGUUUGUCCAACUAUCAGCUUGUGUGCGUGUGUAUUGUCCCAUAUCAGAUGAAGCCUAAUAUAUGUGAUGAUGAUAUAGCCUUUUAAUUGAAUAUUCCGUCCAAAAUGGUAGUUUGUUCAAGUUAAGCCCUUUCUAUUCAUGAUCAGAGUUCCAGCUUUUUCGGGUAAAACUUGGAAAUGACUGACCAAAAGUGGACCAUCGUGCGACCUUCGUGGGCAUUUAUAAUCAAUGUAUAGCGAGACGAACAGUUUUGGCUCAUAUAAGAAGAAGUCUAAAGUCCCUAAGAUUUUUAGUUAACAACCCUUGGGCUUCUCACUUCUGAGAGCAAUAUUGGUUUGUGAACGGAUUAUGUGACACGUGGAGAAAGUUGGUUGGGUUUCUGCAGAUAGGGGAUAUCUAAUGAAGGGCUACGAAUCUAUUCUAUCCAAGCUGUGUGAUACAAACUUUGUACCGAUAAAAUAUAAUUUGUAAAUUCUUACCAUUUACAUAUGAAAUAAGCUCUACCACCGUCACAGAAAUAAAAUUAGAUUUCAUUUUUGCAAUCAAAUUUUGAAGAGAAAUGGCAACCAUCACUGCUGGCACUCUAAACUCAUCUGUCACCCGCGCGGGUCUCCUAUACAAGCCAUUGGUUAAGGUUUCAUCCUCACCUGUUCUUGGGUUGCCAGCAAUGAGAAAGAUGGGAAAAGUGAGAUGUUCGAUGGAGGGAAAGUCUUCAAAAUCAAUGCAGGAAAGUGACUCAAAGAUGGGCAUGGGAGCAUCAUUGAUUGCAGCGAUCUGCGCUGCAACCAUGUCAAGCCCAGCCAUGGCCCUAGUGGAUGAGAGAAUGUCCACUGAAGGGACAGGUCUUCCCUUUGGUUUGAGCAACAACCUUCUUGGUUGGAUCCUGCUUGGUGUGUUUGGUCUCAUUUGGGCUUUCUAUAUUAUUUACACAUCUUCUCUCGAAGAGGAUGAGGAGUCUGGAUUGUCCCUCUAAACCCAAAUCUCAUGCUCGAGGGAAUGUAGACAAAGCCAAGAAUUUGGCCCUUCCUCCUCCAUUGUACUAAAUUAAACUACGUUUAUGUGUUAAUGUAUUGUACUUGUUUCUUAAUUAUUUAUUACUUCUUCUUCUUCUU
Molecule: messenger RNA, 3731 nt
Organism: Quercus lobata
Lineage: Eukaryota; Viridiplantae; Streptophyta; Magnoliopsida; Fagales; Fagaceae
Product: probable galacturonosyltransferase 6
Exons: 10
Coding region: 304-2184 (626 amino acids)
Molecular function (GO): polygalacturonate 4-alpha-galacturonosyltransferase activity
Source: RefSeq, a predicted model, not a curated record